UAAAAGCGCUCGGUGUUUUGAUUGGUGGAACAUUCUUGAGGUCGAAAUUUCACUUCCGUGUCACGCAGCUAACAUGGCGGAUAAAGACAAAAAGAAAAAGGAGAGCAUCUUCGACUUGUCCAAAUACAUCGAUAAGCCGAUUCGUGUAAAGUUUCAAGGAGGACGAGAAGCCAGCGGUGUCCUUAAAGGAUUUGACCCUCUGCUGAACCUGGUGCUGGACGGCACUAUUGAAUACAUGCGCGAUCCAGAUGACCAGCUGAAGCUGACAGAAGACACCAGGCAGCUGGGGCUGGUGGUCUGCAGAGGAACCUCCGUAGUGCUGAUCUGUCCUCAGGAUGGCAUGGAAGCCAUACCAAACCCGUUCAUACAGCAGCAGGACGGCUAACACACAAGCUCUCCCCUGCUCACUUACACGUACAUGUACACGCUUGAAUAUUUAGUUGUUUCUUUCCCUUAGUUUUUAUUUCGUUUUAACAAUAACGGUAAUCAUUAAUGGAGCCAAGCCGAUUUAGUUAAGCAGCAAAAAAACGUUUGAAUGCACUUCACUUUUAUUUCAGUCUGAUGUGCAAAUUUGUAAAGAUUUGUGUUGUAAAGAGCCCAUAAAUGUGGGAUGUGUAAACAGUACCAUUUUCUUUUUAUCCAGAAUAAGUGAACUUUUUACUAUUCUUUGUUGUUUUGAUAAGAAAAUAAAGUGAAAAUGUAAUUAUGCC
This is a messenger RNA of Oreochromis niloticus (Nile tilapia), 710 nucleotides long. RefSeq names its product LSM7 homolog, U6 small nuclear RNA and mRNA degradation associated (gene lsm7). The transcript is spliced from 4 exons. The record is from RefSeq and is a predicted model, not a curated record. NCBI's taxonomy places the organism in Eukaryota, Metazoa, Chordata, Actinopteri, Cichliformes, Cichlidae. Gene Ontology annotation, molecular function: RNA binding. Gene Ontology annotation, cellular component: U12-type spliceosomal complex; Lsm1-7-Pat1 complex; spliceosomal tri-snRNP complex. Bases 74 to 385 code for a protein of 103 amino acids. Gene Ontology annotation, biological process: nuclear-transcribed mRNA catabolic process; mRNA splicing, via spliceosome.